AUGCCUCUCCUUGCCGAGCAACGCGGCUCUCCGCCUGCCUCCCUUUUGCAGACGCUCGCCGAAAGCAUCGAGCAACGGCCGACGACGACGGCGCAUCUCCCCUCCACCUACGCACACAAGACGACGCACAAGACGACGCACAAUAUCACGCACAAAAUCACCCACGCACCCACGCACCCACACGUCGGCACCUCGUCUUCGCCCCGGCGCAGAGGGCAUGGGCGAAACACAUUCACUUUCUGGAGUCGAGGCCAACAACAUGUGCAGGACAGGCACCCGCAUGGGUACGGCCCGGGGAGCCCAGAGCGGCGCUCGUCGUCGCCCUUCGUCGCGCUUCGUCGCCCUUCGUCGCGCUUCCUGACGUACGUGUACGUAUAUAUCAUCCAUCUAUUGUUGUAUGCAUCGCAUGACUUGUAG
Molecule: messenger RNA, 417 nt
Organism: Drechmeria coniospora
Lineage: Eukaryota; Fungi; Ascomycota; Sordariomycetes; Hypocreales; Ophiocordycipitaceae
Exons: 1
Coding region: 1-417 (138 amino acids)
Source: RefSeq, a predicted model, not a curated record